UAUAUUUGUAAUAUAUUAUUAUACUAUAGAUAUUAUUUAAAAUAUGGUGAAAAAUUUGAACUACUAUGUUCUACGUAUUAUUUUUCAAUAUUUGAAUGGAUUUGAUCUGCACAAUGUUUCUCAAGUUUCUAGAUCUUGGUUUGAAAUAGCAAACGAUGAAAAAAAAAGAAGGGGUCCCAUGUGCAUUAUUAAAACAAAAGAUACAAAACUAGACUCUAAGGAUUAUGAGGUUAUACAAAAAGAAAUUAUAAAAUAUUGCCAAGUUAAACCUUCCUUAAGCAUGUUAUUUAUUAGAAUUAAAAGUAAAGAAGAUAUUGUAGGAGGUAAGUUGAAUGUUGCGUACGCCCAUUCGAGACCAAUUGCACACAGUCUGUCAAAAAACUUGUUUUCAAAAAGACCGGUAGCACAUCGUGUGUGCAAUCAAUAAUAAUGACCCCUUAUUAAUUAUUUUGAGUAAAGUAAUCCCCAAAAAAACUGACAUUUUAUUAAAAUCAUCGAAAUAGGAUACGAAUACUGUAAAUGGAAGAGUCGCGCUCAGUUGUGGAACACUGGUGGAAUUUAGCAUUUGCGUCAAUGAAUUUUUAAAUUCCUAAUGGCAAUUUAAAAUAAUAAUAAUAAUGAUGAAUUUUUAUUUGACCUCACAAUGAAAUAGUAGCUCUUGCGAACCGUGUUUGAAAACAAUCGUGGUCUCGAAUGGGGUUUGUAAUGAUUGAUAAAUUAUUCUUACAUAAGAUAUUUUGAUUUUUUUUUAAAGAAUGUUACUGCAAAUAUAUGUCGUCUAAUUGGUACUCACCAGUAGUUGGUAGUUAUUUACCGACAGAAGAAAAAAAUACGAUUUUAGGCAUGUUCUUUCCUGAAGUACCUAACAUCAAAGUUUCUACACUUACUCUUGUACCUUAUAAACUUAUUUGGGGCAAUGGAAUAUAUUGUCAUGAAAUAGAUGCUAAUUUUAAUCUUUCUUUUACGAAUGCAGACCAAUUGAAAACUGUAUUUGAAUCUGUUUUUAAUUUUGACAAACCAAUGAAAAGUUGUAUGAUAUUAUUGUGCAAUCGUAAUGGAGUUUUAAUAAUUAGUAAUCUUGAGAAAGCUUUGAGAAAUUGGUUUCCAAAUAAAAGACUUCCUGUGUGGGGUGGAAUAGUUGAUUAUUUAUCGAUCUGUCAUCAUAUACCACAUACAAGUGUAUUAAAAAAAAGCAUGUUUUGCAUUGCUGUUUUAAUAUACGAUUUUUGAUAGACUUAAGAGAGAACAAAAAGAUGUGGAAAAGAAGAUUGUUUUAAUAGAAGGUGACAUGGGAGAACCGAAUAUAGGAUUAUCAGAGAAAGAUUGCGAACUCAUUAAAGAUACCGACUUGAUUUUUCACAGUGCAGCAUCCGUUCGUUUCAUGGAUAAUAUUCGUUUUAUAGUUAAUACAAAUAUUAGGGGUACGAGAGAUCUUCUUUUACUCGCCCAAAAGAUGAAUAAUUUAAAGGCAUUUGUCUAUAUAUCAACGGCAUAUUCGCAAUGUGUGCAUAAUAAAAUUGAAGAAAAAUUCUACAAACCACCUAUAAAGACAGAUGACAUAAUAAAAUUAACAGAAAUUUUGACCGAAGAUCAAUUGCAUUUAAUUACACCGAAAUUACUUGGUGAAUGGCCAAACACUUACGUAUAUACAAAAGCAAUAUGUGAAGAUACUGUAAGACAAUAUUCCAAUGGAAUUCCAACUUGCAUAAUUCGGCCAUCUAUCGUAGUAUCAACUGCAAAAGAACCAAUAGCAGGAUGGAUCAAUAAUUUGUAUGGAUUGACAGGUGUUGCUUUUGGUGCGAUGAUGGGUGUUUUACAUACCCUGCAUUGUGAUGAUAGAGUUAUAUCAGAUAUAGUUCCUGUUGAUUAUGUUGUCAACAACACUAUCGUUGCAGCAUGGGACGUCGUACAAAAAGAAUCAAAACCACAAAAUAUUCUUAUCUCAAACGGAAUCAACAAGUCUAUGCCCGUUGAUGAAAAGAUUCCAGUUUAUAAUGUUGUUUCUUCCGUUCAGAAUCGAUUAACGUUGUUUACCUUAGCUGAAAAAAUAAAAAGUAAUGGGAUUCAGUAUCCAUCGGAACAAGUCUUAUGGUAUUACUCGUUAUGUUUGAAUCGAAAUUAUUAUGUCAAUUUUGUUUGGACAAUUCUUUUACACUGGAUACCAGCAAUUAUAUUGGAUUCCUUAACGUAUCUCAGCGGAGGAAAACCAAUAUUGUUCAAAAUCUACAAAAAAAUGGGAACUUUUUAUAAUGUAAUAAGCUUUUUCAACACUCGCGAUUGGGAAUUCACGAACGAUAAUGUUCUCAAAUUAUGGGACAAGUUAUCUGUUGUAGAUAAAUAUAACUUCUUCUUUGAUAUUUCUGAUAUUGAUUGGGAAUGUUUUUUUGAUAUUUACAUGAAAGGACUUCGAGUAUACAUGUUGAAAGAUCCAAUGAGUACGAUAGAAAAAGGAAAACUUUUAAAUAGAAAAUUGAAAAUAAUUCAUUUUAUGGUGAAAAUUUCGUCUAGCGUCUUGUUUCUUUACAUCUGUUAUUCCUUACUACAUUUACUUUUUUUCUAAAAAUUACUUAUUUGCAGUCCUAGCUCUUUAGUAUUAUCUAUUAAUAUUUUUGCGUUAUUAAUUAUUAAUGACUCUUCAUUGUUCCCUAACAAAGCAAUAUCGUCCGCGUAUGUCAACAAUUGUGUUGUCCCGU
Molecule: messenger RNA, 2693 nt
Organism: Polistes dominula (European paper wasp)
Lineage: Eukaryota; Metazoa; Arthropoda; Insecta; Hymenoptera; Vespidae
Product: putative fatty acyl-CoA reductase CG8306
Biological process (GO): long-chain fatty-acyl-CoA metabolic process
Cellular component (GO): peroxisome
Molecular function (GO): alcohol-forming very long-chain fatty acyl-CoA reductase (NADP+) activity
Source: RefSeq, a predicted model, not a curated record